Messenger RNA from Uloborus diversus, 3907 nucleotides. Its product is annotated as ATP-binding cassette sub-family G member 8-like. Gene Ontology annotation, molecular function: ABC-type transporter activity; ATP hydrolysis activity; ATP binding. Gene Ontology annotation, cellular component: plasma membrane. The record is from RefSeq and is a predicted model, not a curated record. NCBI's taxonomy places the organism in Eukaryota, Metazoa, Arthropoda, Arachnida, Araneae, Uloboridae.
UCCGAGUGCCAAGGAAGAAAGCCUCUUGACAAAUGAGCAGAACUCUUUUUCAGUAAAAUUUGUGCCAAUUUCUCCCGAAAGCGUGAUCUGGAAUCAAAUUAAUUUCUUUUAACCUCUUCCGACGAGAGAAAAAACUGUCGCCAAUUAUGAAAAGCAAGCCAUUGGGAUUGUAUUUUGGUGCCUGACGCAAGAUACGCGCGCUUACCUGCAUUUAAAAGUGUUUUGAGUUUUUUUCUCACCUGUGCUUCACGUGGCAGCAAGCUCCCAGUGUCUGGAACUUUACUUCUAGCAACAAUUUGUUGCUCCAGGCUAUGUGGGAAAUGAGCACAAUGGAAAGAAGAUACUCGGUACCCCCGAGUACCCUGUCUGACCCGUCUGGAAGGUACCACACGACAGAGGACCUCCACGCUUGGAGCAUCUACAGACAGAAUCUCAACUCCGACUUCACAGACAGCGCUCUUGACACAGGCCACAAGUCCCAGCCUCCGUUCGGCAACUUUCGUCUGCGGGAGAGCACAGUACAGACCAUACUCAACCACCCCAAGUACGGUCCCAGGGAGAGAAACUCCGAGCUUGGCAACAACGUCUUCACCUACCUCCGCUUUGGGCUUCCUCGAGUCCUGCCACAUCCUGCUGCCACACAUAACUCCAAAGCCGCCGCUCUCCGCAACGGAUCAAGUGGCUACGACUCCAGCGACGACUCGCCAGCACUGGGAGGACGUAGGCAGCGUCUGGCACGCAGCGACCCGGACUUCAGGGACCGGAUUAUCCCUGUCGGCUCAUCCCAGACAUGCUCACCAGACCAGGCUCUGCCACGACUGAAAGCCGCAUGCAGCGAAGCGGACCUGCUAUCCCCAGACUCAGGAAGGUUACGUACACGACAGCAGGCACUCAGGGCACGAGAAGAGACCAGAGAGGGUUUCAGAAGGGACCCUAUGCCCGGAAAUGGACAUGUGCCAGGUUCGAAGGCCGGAUCUCAUCUGUCCGUGCAUUCGCGAAUGUCACCGGAUAAUCCUAACAGGACCCCGACAAAGACGACCUCAGAUGGCUUCUACCAACCAGAUGCCAAUAUGCUCAAUGAGCGCUUCUUUCCGAAAGACAGUCACUUCUCCACAAUACCACGGGAGGGGGCUGGUCCCCGUCACCCCCAUCUCCAAGUGAGGGAUCUGAGCUACGAGAUGGACAUGUCCUCUGCUUGGCACACGCUGUGCGGAGGUGCGCGAACCAAGCUUCGGAUGCUGGAAGGAUUGUCCUUCGAAGUCCGGGGUGGAGAAAUCCUUGCCAUCAUGGCCACCACUGAAAGUGAAGGCACAGCUCUCUUAGAUAUUCUGUCAAACAGGCAUCGAAAAUGGCGCUGUCGUUUACGUGGUGAGUUUCUUGUUAAUGGAUUGUAUCUACCACCGAAGAGACUACAACGUUGCGUAGCGUAUGUUCAACGGUGCACACAUCAGGGUGGACUGCCGGAUAUGAGUGUCCGACAAGCACUUCUUUUCACAUCUCUUCUCCAGGAGCCGGAUAACAGUCGGGGAUUUGACACGAAAAGUAGGAUCAACGCACUCCUAGAGGAUCUUGGCCUCGGGCAAGUGAAACACACUCGCGUGUCGGAUCUGACGGAGUCGGAAAAACGUCGUCUCGACGUUGCAUCUCAGCUGUUGCUCGACACCGACAUCGUUUUGCUGGACCAACCUACUCGAGGGAUGGACAUCUUCGACACCUUCUUCCUGGUUGAAUAUCUUCGGCAGUGGGCUGCACGAGGUCGAAUUGUUGUUAUGACUAUCCACCCGCCCACUUAUGAGAUAUUCACGAUGAUAUCGAGAGUGGCGAUGAUUUCCACCGGUCGCAUGCUGUUCUUCGGAAAGCGUCGUGACAUGUUGCCUUACUUUGCUUACAUCGACUUCCCCUGUCCAGCAUAUAAGAAUCCAUCAGAUUACUAUCUGGACUUGGUGACUUUAGACAAUUUAUCGGCCGAGGCUAUGUUGGAAUCUAGCCAACGAGUUGAAAACUUGGUGGAAAUUUUCAGACGAAGGCAAGAACCCCUGGCAGAUCCUGGUCCGCCUGGUGUGCCACCAGCGUUGGUGAAGAGAGCAAAUCUCUGCACGCAAAUACUCACUUUGUGGAUACGAGCGCUUAUUUACAGCUUCCCUUUCAAUGUCGUUCAUUUUUGUGGUGAAGUGUUUACUGCUGCUUUGAUGUCCGUCCUUAUAGGAGCCAUAUAUUGGAAUGUUCGAUCUGGUAGAGAACAAGAACAUGUACACGAUCGCCUGGGAUUCUGCUACGUCAUGCUAGCUCUCGCCCCUUGGCCUACACUUCUCUGUACGCUUGGCAAUGCAUGGAAGGAGAAAGCUACUGUUGUUUGUGAUACAAAAGAAAGGUUGUAUCACAAAUUUACAUAUGCCAUUUGUAAGCUGACGUACAGCUUAGUUCCAGCAGCAGCGGUGGCCGUUGCAUAUGCAGUUCCAGCUUAUUCCAUGGCCGGUCUUCAGACCACUUCUCGGGUCCGUCCCUUUGGCAUCUACAUUGGCUACAUGAUUCUUUACAUGCUGACGAUGCGGAUGCUAGUUCUGGCUUGUGCCUGGGCUAGUCCAUCUAAAGGUGUAGCAUCAGCAUGGGCGGGACUCGUUGCCACUAUCUUGUCCCUUGCUGCUGGUUACACAGUUCAUCUUGAAGACAUUUCGACCGCUUUCUCCUGGUCUCAGUGGAUUUCGCCAACGCACUGGGUUUACCGCCAGUUGGCCCAGAACGAGUUUAACGCCACCCUUGGAGAUGAAUUGUACCGGUACACAUGCAGCCAUAAUCCAGUCGUUCAGCAAGAAAACACCAUUUUAAUGAGGGCCGAAUGUGGCUUGGUAACUGAUGAAGAUGCUCUCAAGUAUUAUGGUAUGCAAGAAAAAUGGCCGCUGUACCAGCCCAUAAGUAUAGUUGUUGUGUUCCAUGCUGUGUGCCUCGUAUUCGGGUUGUUUCUGUUUCUGACUCUCAGUCAAUCUAAAAAGAGUCGUUCUGAAAAAGAGCGUUCUUGAUUUGCUUGAAAAAAUGAUCAAGAUUUAUCAAGAUAUGAUCUUGUUCAAUAUUCCUUUUUGAAACAUUGUGCCACAUCUUCACUGCUAGUUACUUUUCAUGUGAGCAUUAAGAAAAAAUAACCACCAGUGCCGAAAGAACUACUUAAAAAUUAUUAAUCGGCAGAAAAUAUAUUUAUAUAUAUUGUAUAUGUGAGUUUUUACUCGCGAAGGCAAAAAGUCAUAUGUUUUUGGAGGUAGUGAAAAGGUUUUACAACGGAAAUUUGUUAUUAUAUGUAUUUUUUCGACGAUUAGGAUGAAUUCCUUUGAGCUGCCAUUUUAGAAUUUUUUUUUUUUUUUUUUUUUUUUUUUUUUUUUUUUUUUUUUUGACGGUGUUAAAACCUUUGUGUUAAUUUAUUCUGAGAAAUAAUUUAGCUUUUUUUAUCUUAGAUAACGAAAAUAUUUGAAAAACUUUUAAUUUAAACCUGGAUUUUUUAAAUUCAUUUUUGGUUGUUUUACGACAAUGUGAAAUUUAUUUUUCUUCACAACAUUUGUUACAAAAAGGACUUUUAUGUUAUAAUUCUCCGAAACCCAAACUACUAAAAUCACAACUGAGUCGUUUUACAUGCAUCACUCCUUUUUACGUAUGAACAAAAUGCUUAUUGUUUCUGAUAUAAACAGCUAUUGUGUUGUGCCAAAGUGUAGCUCUUAAGCCCUCAUAUGUCUUUAUAACUGAGAAAAGAAUCAUGAGCUUAAAGCUACUCGAUGUCGCUGUUAAUAUUUUAUUAUGCCAGGUACAUAGUGUUGUUAGUGUGUUAAAAAACAUUCCUGUUUGGUCUUUUCGUUAUUUAACCAAUUGUAUGUAUUGAAUACAGCAAUAAUGCUGCCAAUCUGUAAAUAAAUCUUAAAUGUUA